CCUUCUGAGCUGCGGCCCCUCUUUCUUUCCUUUGACUCUGGGUUAGGUCUUUGUGGCGCUCAGAUUGUUGUUGUUGUUGUCCAAUUUAAACUACGCAGCGGGUCUUGGGGGAGUCGGUUUGUUGACAUCGUGCAGGGAGCGGAUGCCCGUCUUUGGUCCUCGCCCUCGUCUCCACCGCUGAACCUGGCCUGCGGUUGGUGUUGUGCUGUGGGAUUCGUCCGGCAGAAAAUUGGAAGGCUGUUUCUUGCUUAAUUAACUGAUUUAUAAGUACUGUAACUUCUGCUUCUUCGAGUCAGUGCCGGUUGUGUCAGCUUCCAUUUUUCUCAUCCACGCCACCAGCAAUCUGGUCCCAAGUGAUCGGCUGAAUACCGGAGUCUGAGGAUCCUGAGGACCUGAGCUGAAUUCACCUGCUGCUGCCCCACCCCUCAAGAAAAGCUGUAGCUGGACAGAGGCUUUGGACCAUGGGGAGCAGCAAGAGCAAACCUAAGGACCCCAGCCAGAGGAGACGCAGCCUGGAAUCUGCAGAAAAUACCCACCAUGGAGGUUACUCUUCCUCGCAGACACCCAGCAAGACCACUGUUCCCGAUCCCCACCGCACCCCCAACCGCUCCUUUGGCAGCAUGGCUGCUGAAUCCAAGCUCUUUGGAGGCUUCAAUACAUCCGAUACAGUCACGUCCCCCCAGCGCUCAGGGGCUUUAGCGGGUGGAGUCACCACCUUUGUAGCCCUCUACGACUAUGAGUCACGGACGGAAACAGACCUGUCCUUCAAAAAAGGGGAACGCCUCCAAAUUGUCAAUAAUACGAGAAAAGUGGAUGUCAGGGAAGGAGACUGGUGGCUGGCUCAUUCUCUCACAACAGGACAGACUGGCUACAUCCCCAGCAACUACGUUGCUCCCUCAGACUCCAUCCAGGCUGAAGAGUGGUAUUUCGGCAAGAUUACUCGCCGGGAGUCCGAACGGCUCCUCCUCAACCCUGAGAAUCCCCGAGGAACUUUUCUGGUCAGGGAGAGUGAAACCACCAAAGGUGCCUAUUGCCUCUCGGUCUCGGACUUUGACAAUGCCAAGGGGCUCAAUGUGAAGCACUACAAGAUCCGCAAGCUGGACAGUGGCGGCUUCUAUAUCACUUCCCGUACGCAGUUCAACAGCCUGCAGCAGUUGGUGACCUAUUAUUCCAAACAUGCUGAUGGCCUGUGUCACCGUCUCACCAAUGUUUGCCCAACUUCCAAGCCCCAGACACAAGGACUGGCUAAAGAUGCUUGGGAAAUUCCCCGGGAAUCCCUGCGACUAGAGGUGAAGUUGGGGCAAGGAUGCUUUGGAGAAGUGUGGAUGGGGACUUGGAACGGCACCACCAGAGUGGCUAUAAAGACUCUGAAACCGGGGACCAUGUCUCCAGAGGCAUUUCUGCAGGAGGCCCAGGUCAUGAAGAAACUACGUCAUGAGAAACUGGUCCAGCUGUAUGCUGUGGUUUCAGAGGAGCCCAUUUACAUAGUAACUGAAUACAUGAGCAAAGGGAGCCUCCUGGAUUUCCUGAAGGGAGAGAUGGGCAAGUAUCUGCGGUUGCCCCAGCUGGUGGACAUGGCGGCUCAGAUUGCAUCUGGAAUGGCCUAUGUGGAGAGGAUGAACUACGUCCACCGGGAUCUCCGAGCUGCCAACAUCCUUGUAGGGGAGAACUUGGUGUGCAAGGUGGCUGACUUUGGCCUGGCGCGGCUGAUCGAAGACAAUGAAUACACUGCCAGGCAAGGUGCCAAGUUCCCCAUUAAGUGGACAGCCCCAGAAGCUGCUUUGUAUGGCAGGUUUACCAUUAAGUCAGAUGUCUGGUCCUUUGGAAUACUACUGACUGAGCUGACCACCAAGGGCAGAGUGCCAUACCCAGGGAUGGUUAACAGGGAAGUACUGGACCAGGUGGAACGUGGCUACCGAAUGCCGUGCCCUCCCGAGUGCCCCGAAUCCCUGCAUGAUCUGAUGUGCCAGUGCUGGAGGAAGGAUCCUGAGGAAAGACCCACCUUCGAGUACCUGCAGGCCUUCUUGGAGGACUACUUCACAUCAACAGAGCCCCAGUAUCAGCCAGGCGAGAACCUAUAGAUGUGGGGAUGGCUUCUGGUGCCAAAGACUGUCCACUCCUCCACAUGUGUCUGUGAGUGCGUGUGUCGCGAGACGCGCAGGAUCUCAAGAACUCCUCACAGAGUCUGCAGUUCUGGGGAGUUGCCCUUCUUCAGAAGUGGUGGGAUGGGGCCUUCCUGCAGCCUAUUGGAGUGGCUGUGGUGAUGGGUUUCCCUGUUUGCUAACUAAUGACUUCUGGUCUUUGUUUAACGAGGUGUUGCCAUUUGACCUUGAGAGGAGUCUAAAGGGAGAUGCCUGGAGGUUAGGAGAGGGGAAGGAACCCUUCCUGAAGAAAGCCACUAUGCUUGGGAGAAGCAUGGAGGGUGAGUGAAGAUGCAGGAUCAGCCUCCCUUUGAGGUACUUGGCCUUCAAGAGUCUUCCUCCAAGUGACUCUGGAUUGCAGCUGAGGAGAUGAAGUGGACCCCAUGGAGCAGUGACCUGGACUCCCUGUACACUGCAUCCUGGAGCAGGUGGCUCUUCAGGGACUGGGCAGUAGUGCUACAGAAUGACACCUUCCAGUUGGGGCCUCUCUGUCUCUCUCUGUCAGUCUCUC
This is a messenger RNA of Gavialis gangeticus (Gharial), 2652 nucleotides long. RefSeq names its product SRC proto-oncogene, non-receptor tyrosine kinase (gene SRC). Gene Ontology annotation, cellular component: extrinsic component of cytoplasmic side of plasma membrane. NCBI's taxonomy places the organism in Eukaryota, Metazoa, Chordata, Crocodylia, Gavialidae. The coding region runs from base 462 to 2081 and encodes 539 amino acids. The record is from RefSeq and is a predicted model, not a curated record. Gene Ontology annotation, biological process: osteoclast development; cell adhesion; epidermal growth factor receptor signaling pathway. The transcript is spliced from 14 exons. Gene Ontology annotation, molecular function: growth factor receptor binding; non-membrane spanning protein tyrosine kinase activity; ATP binding.